Molecule: messenger RNA, 1686 nt
Organism: Eucalyptus grandis
Lineage: Eukaryota; Viridiplantae; Streptophyta; Magnoliopsida; Myrtales; Myrtaceae
Product: endoglucanase 11
Exons: 5
Coding region: 17-1615 (532 amino acids)
Biological process (GO): carbohydrate metabolic process
Molecular function (GO): hydrolase activity, hydrolyzing O-glycosyl compounds
Source: RefSeq, a predicted model, not a curated record
GAGACGCCGUCCCUGCAUGAACGCCGCCGCCAUGUUCGCGUUUCUAGGCCACCGCCGCUCCGCCCUCCUUCUCCUUCUCCUCCUCCUCCUAUUCGUCACGCUCACGGCUGCCUCUCAUUCUCAGUCUCGGCCUCCGGACUAUGGCGAGGCCCUCGCGAAGAGCCUCCUCUACUUCGAGGCGCAGCGCUCCGGCCAUCUGCCCCACAACCAGCGCGUCGCCUGGCGCGACCACUCCGGCCUCAAUGACGGCCUCGAGCAAGGGGUGGACCUGGUCGGAGGAUACUACGACGCCGGCGACAAUGUCAAGUUCGGCCUCCCGAUGGCGUUCACCAUCACAAUGCUGUCGUGGGGGGUGAUCGAGUACGGCCAACAGAUCGCCGGCGCCGGCGAGCUGGCGCACACGCUCGAGGCCAUCAAAUGGGGCACCGAUUAUUUCAUCAAAGCCCACACCCACCCCAACGUCCUCUGGGCUCAGGUGGGCGAUGGGGACACGGACCACUACUGCUGGCAGCGGCCGGAGGACAUGACGACGUCCCGGCAGGCAUACAAGGUGGACGAGGACAACCCAGGGUCGGACAUCGCCGGUGAGACCGCAGCGGCGAUGGCGGCAGCCUCUAUCGUGUUCAGGGAAACGAACCCACAUUACUCCCACCUACUAUUGCGCCACGCUCGACAGCUGUUCGAGUUCGGCGACAGGAGGAGGGGGAAGUAUGACGCGAGCGUGGCGGCAGCGAAGGGAUACUACCCGUCGGUGAGUGGGUACGGCGACGAGCUGCUGUGGGCCGCGCUGUGGCUCUACAAGGCCACCGACGAUGCCGAUUAUCUGGCAUACGUGGUGGACAACGCCGCGUCGCUCGGCGGGAUCACCUGGGCCAUCGCCGAGUUCAGCUGGGACGUCAAGUUCGCCGGCGUCCAAACCCUCGCCUCCAUACUACUAAUGGAGGAAGGAGCAAAACACGAGCCGCACAGACGGAUCCUGGAACAGUACCGCGCCAAGGCCGAGCACUAUUUGUGCGCCUGCCUCAACAAGAACAACGGCACCAACGUGCGCCGCACCCCGGGCGGGUUGCUGUACGUCCGCAAGUGGAACAACAUGCAGUACGUGUCGAGUGCGGCAUUCCUGCUGUCGGUCUACUCCGAUCACCUCCGGGCGGCCGACCAGACGCUCGGCUGCAGCAACGGGGAGCGGGUGGGCCCGGAAGAGCUCCUCCGCCUGGCGAAGUCGCAGGUCGACUACAUCCUGGGCGACAACCCGCACGGCACGAGCUACCUGGUGGGCUACGGCGACAAGUACCCUCUGCGAGUGCACCACCGGGGCGCGUCCAUCGCGCCAUACAGGAAGAGCAAGGGGUUCAUCGGGUGCACGCAGGGGUACGACAACUGGUUCGGGCGGCGCAGCCCGAACCCGAACGUGGUGGUCGGGGCGCUCGUGGGCGGGCCCGACGAUAUGGACCGGUUCAGGGAUGAGAGGAAGAAUUUCAUGCAGACGGAAGCGUGCACUUACAACACAGCGACUUUGGUCGGGGCGUUGGCUAGAUUGAGUAGCUUAGAAUUGGAUGAUAUUGAUGAUGAGGGUGCUGACUCCUCUGACUUGUCAUCGCGUGCCUCAAUCUGAAAAAUUGCUUUUGGUGCUUUCAAGCUGUAUACAUGUUCAUACACACACAGAUAAAAGUUCCAGAGUAGAGA